GCUUCAUCGACCAUCGUCGCCAAUUUUCGUUUCCAUCGUUCAAUCAACCAGACAAGAUAUUUAUCGCUGAUUGCAUUGGAAAUUAGUCAAGAUGGUUCUCGCGGUCGAUCUCCUCAACCCUACCCCUCAGUCUGAGGCUCGCAAGCACAAGCUCAAGACCCUCGUGCCUGCCCCCCGCUCCUUCUUCAUGGACGUCAAGUGCCCAGGCUGCUUCACAAUCACCACCGUCUUCUCACACGCCCAGACCGUCGUUAUCUGCGCCGGUUGUUCGACUGUUCUCUGCCAACCUACCGGUGGUAAGGCCCGUCUUACCGAGGGCUGCUCUUUCCGACGCAAGUAGACGAUUCGACCGAAUGAAAAAAGAAAACUGGGACGAAAAUAUGAAACGAUAGGAAGUCGAAAAUUUGUUUAUUUUCUCGCCGAUUACGACAACCCUUUUUCCUUCAUCAGUGGGGUUGAUCACUGAAUGAGGUCUUACUUCUUCUUUGGAUUGGCUAUCAGAAAUGAUACCGACCGGAAAGAUGGCCUGAUUCAUUGAUUGAUUUUCAAAAUGGUGGCGUUUCUCGAACUCCGUUCUAUUCGCUUUUUUUUUAUCGUGUCCUGUUCGUCAGCGUCAGCGUCAACAAUCACCGCGACUCGGUCAUAUCAUAUCGAUUUGGAUGAAAUGGAAAUGAAAUAUGAUUGAUUGUUUUCAUGACUUUGUUUUCUUCCUUUAUUUACUUUUUUCUUUGCUCUUCGGACACAAAAAAAGAACAGAUAGAAGAUGGACUCUUGGUUUCGCCUCCAAUUUCUCACACCAUACGACACCUUUAUACCACUGAAAACCCGCCCCCGUUUUUUUUAUACAAAAAAAUCUCUUACAAAUACAAAAAAUGUUAAAAAAAAAAAGAGCCGUCCUUGCGAAGCACAUACUAUAUUACAUUUUUGGAGCGGAGUUCCGGAUAUCUGGUCUAUUUCUACUAUCGUUCUGUCGAUCGUGAGGUUGAUUGAUAGGUAGGAUAGGAUUAUGCAUCUAUGAGCAUGUUGUUUUGUUCAA
Molecule: messenger RNA, 1036 nt
Organism: Talaromyces stipitatus ATCC 10500
Lineage: Eukaryota; Fungi; Ascomycota; Eurotiomycetes; Eurotiales; Trichocomaceae
Product: 40S ribosomal protein S27
Exons: 3
Coding region: 92-340 (82 amino acids)
Biological process (GO): translation; ribosomal small subunit assembly
Cellular component (GO): ribosome; cytosolic small ribosomal subunit
Molecular function (GO): RNA binding; structural constituent of ribosome
Source: RefSeq, a predicted model, not a curated record